AUGUGCAAGUUUAGACUGGAGCUGUAUUUGUUUGGGAAGACUAUGGAUAGGUACCAGAGCUGGCAGCAGAGCUGUUUGAAUGCCGUCCUCCUUGUGCUGCUGUGGAACAGCAUUUCCCAUGCACAGAGGGACUGCACGGGUGCGGAGUGCCAGCCCCUGGACAACUGCAUUGAGGACGUGCUGGAGCCUGGCGAGUGCUGUGCCACAUGUCUGCAGCACGGCUGCACAUGCGAAGGCUACCAGUACUACGACUGCGUCAACGUGGGCUUUAUCAACGGCAAAGUACCUGAAGGGCAGUCUUACUUUGUGGACUUUGGAAGCACUGAGUGCUCGUGCCCCAAGGGAGGAGGCAAGAUCAGCUGCCAGUUCAUGCUGUGCCCAGAGCUGCCCCCAAAUUGCAUUGAUGCGGUGGUGCCAGCUGACGGGUGUCCUCAGUGCGGGAGAAUAGGUUGCCUCCAUGAGGGCCAGAAGUAUGUAGCGGGGCACACCUUCCACAUGCCCCCCUGCAAGGUUUGCCAUUGCCCGAACGCUGGUGGCGAGCUGAUGUGCUACCAGCUUCCAGACUGUAACACGUUCACCUUAAACACUGCAAGUCCAAUAGACGCUGAAGAUAGCGAACCGGAGCGGCACUACGACGAUCCGUACAGCUACGACCAGGAGGCACCAGAAGGUGACAACACCCAGGUGGAGUCUCCAAAAAAAUACACGAGUUAUGCAUCCCACCUAGAGCAAGAGAGCAUCAGCCAAGAGCAAAGCGAGGAUUAUGACUACCUACCAGCCAGUGUUGCUCCUUCAGCUUUGGCUUCGGCAGAUCCGUACACCGAGGAAACGGCUGCGCCACUCACCACACCAGCGCCUAAGGUCCCCUCUGAAGUUCGCAGCGCCACAGAGAGAAGUGAGCGAAAGAGGGUGCUCCGCACCACUGCAGCAUCCCUCCAGCAAGUGAUGCGGAAGGAAGCACCAGUAACCACCAGUGCUCCUGCAGAGCACACAACGGCCACCACUGAGACAGCCAAACACCUGGAGGAAUUGGAGAGGAGACCAAAGGCGAAGCAAGGGGACAAAGACAGGCAUGAGCAAGAAAGAGCCCCCCACUCUAAAAUGAAAAAACAUGCCAGAAAAGAAGACCCAGGGAACAGCAUGUAUCUAGGCUUGAAAGAGGUGAAUUUAACAGAGCCGAGUUGGUCAAAAUCUUCCCGUGAACCGCACGAGGGAAACACCUUUCCCAAAGUGAAGUUCAGUGCAACAACCUCUCCUCCUGUUGCUCUAAAGGAAGACCGUAGUCAGCCAUCCCAAAAGCUGUCACAGACGCUUUAUCGUUACCAUCCCGAGGAAGAUGGGGAUCCCAACUCCAUUCACGCUAACCCCAGGUUACCAGAAGGUAAGAACUACUUCCGGUAUAGAUGCCUGGAGAACAUUUGCUCGCAGUAA
Eurypyga helias (sunbittern) is the source of this 1431-nucleotide messenger RNA. Its product is annotated as fibulin-2-like. Bases 1 to 1431 code for a protein of 476 amino acids. The transcript has a single exon. The record is from RefSeq and is a predicted model, not a curated record. Lineage: Eukaryota; Metazoa; Chordata; Aves; Eurypygiformes; Eurypygidae.